AUGACGCAGGAGAUUAUGAAGUGAAAUGGCUGGGGGUACAGUGACUCCAAAUUCCUCUUUAACAAGAAGGGUCAAGCAGAAUUUACAGGCAAAAGGUAUAGGCUAAGUGGGAUGACCCUGCCCAGAUUGCAGGACUGGUUUGAAAAUACCUUUGGUGCCAGUGUGAAGCAUAAAAGCCCUGCGACACCAGUCCUGAAUGCCAGCGUUGUGCCGCCGCCCAGACUGAACGAGGCAUUCGUAGAGAACCUGAAGGCCACAGGCAUCCCAUUCUCCAAUGAGGCGGAGGACAGGGUGUUCCGUGCCCACGGUCAUUGCUUACAUGAAAUCUUUGCUCUCAGAGAAGGGAAGACAUUUGAGCGUGUUCCAGACAUGGUGGUGUGGCCAAACUGCCACAAUGAUGUGGUGAAAAUUGUGGAGCUGGCGUGCAAGCACAAUGUUUGUCUGAUACCGUACGGAGGAGGUACCAGUGUGACCAGUGCUCUAGAGUGCCCCCUGGAGGAGACCCGCUGCAUCGUCUCUCUGGAUACUUCCCAGAUGAACCGCAUAUUGUGGCUCGACGAGAAGAAUUUAGUCGCCCACGUUGAAGCUGGCAUCAUCGGUCAGGAUCUGGAGAGAUUACUCAACGAGAGUGGCUACUGUACGGGGCAUGAGCCAGACUCCAUGGAGUUCAGUUCGCUGGGCGCCUGGGUGGCUACUAGAGCAUCAGGCAUGAAGAAGAACGUAUAUGGUAACGUUGAGGACCUGGUGAUCCACAUAAAGGCGGUGACCCCUCGAGGGGUGAUGGAGAAGAGCUGCCAGGGGCCACGCAUGUCCACUGGGCCAGACAUCCACCACUUCAUCCUGGGCUCAGAAGGAACCCUUGGUGUGGUUACCGAGGUAACGAUGAAGAUCCGACCAAUCCCAGAGUACCAGAAGUACGGCUCGGUGGUCUUCCCUAACUUUGAGGCAGGCGUGGCCUGCUUACGAGAGGUUGCCAAGCAGGUCAUGAAACCUCAAGUGUCGUCCAUUUUCACACAUUUUGUUGAAGGGUUAAAGAAGUUCUACAUCACCAAGUUGAAAGGUUUCGAUCCCCACCAGUUGGUGGUUGCCACCCUUCUGUUUGAAGGGGACCGCGAAAGGGUCCUGCAGCAUGAAAAACAAGUGUAUGACAUCGCAGCAACAUUUGGGGGCCUGGCAGCUGGAGAGGACAAUGGGCAGAGAGGCUACAUACUGACCUUUGUCAUCGCUUACCUCCGGGACUUGGGGAUGGACUACUGUGUGGUCGCAGAAUCCUUUGAGACAUCGGUGCCUUGGGACAGGGUACUGGACCUUUGCCAGAAUGUCAAGGAGAGAAUUAUCAGAGAGUGUAAAGAAAGAGGAGCCCAGUUUCAACCGUUGACCUCAUGCAGAGUGACUCAGACCUAUGACUCUGGCGCAUGUAUAUACUUCUACUUUUCCUUCAACUACAGAGGACUGGCGGAUCCAGUACAUACAUACGAACAAGUGGAGCAUGCUGCCAGAGAGGAGAUCCUAGCCAAUGGAGGAAGCCUCUCGCACCACCAUGGAGUUGGGAAACUUCGUAAGGAGUGGAUGAAGGACAGCAUCUCUAACGUGGGCGUCGGGAUGCUCAAGUCCGUUAAGGAUGUGGACCCGGAAAACAUUUUCGGCAACCGAAACCUCCUGUAAUUUAUUUACAUGACAUUUUUAUAACAACCUCUUGGAAUAAUGGUUACUAAAUAUGACGAGCAGUAUCAAUGUCUUUCACCUUCGGGUUGACUUCGUUGUGCAGUCAACAUCAGUCAGAUGACUUGCCUUGCGUUACAUUACUCAACAUGCUGGGGCGGAAGGGAAGCCUGGUGGUUAGAGCGUUGGACUAGUAACCGGAAGGUUGCAAGUUCGAAUCCCCGAGCUGACACGGUACAAAUCUGUCGUUCUGCCCCUGAACAGGCAGUUAACCCACUGUUCCUAGGCCGUCAUUGAAAAUAAGAAUUUGUUCUUAACUGACUUGCCUAGUAAAAUAAAGGUAAAAUUAAAAAUAAAUGCUGUAACAAUAAUGGUCUAUGAUUAAUUUAGAAGCUCAUUGCAUUUUGUCACUAAAGCACCUUAUACCACCCACCACUGCGACUUGUAUGCUCUAGUCGGCUGGCCCUCACUACAUAUUCGUCGCCAGACCCACUGGCUCCAGGUCAUCUACAAGUCCAUGCUAGGUAAAGCUCCGCCUUAUCUCAGUUCACUGGUCACGAUGGCAACACCCAUCCGUAGCACGCGCUCCAGCAGGUGUAUCUCACUGAUCAUCCCUAAAGCCAACACCUCAUUUGGCCGUCUUUCGUUCCAGUACUCUGCUGCCUGUGACUGGAACGAAUUGCAAAAAUCGCUGAAGUUGGAGACUUUUAUCUCCCUCACCAACUUCAAACAUCAGCUAUCCGAGCAGCUAACCGAUCGCUGCAGCUGUACAUAGUCUAUAGGUAAAUAGCUCACCCAUUUUCACCUACCUCAUUCCCAUACUGUUUUUAUACUGUUUUUAUUUAUUUACUUUUCUGCUCUUUUGCACACCAAUAUCUCUACCUGUACAUGCCCAUCUGAUCAUUUAUCACUCCAGUGUUAAUCUGCAAAAAUUGUAUUAUUCGCCUACCUCCUCAUGCCUUUUGCACACAUUGUAUAUAGACUGCCCAUUUUUUUCUACUGUGUUAUUGACUUGCUAAUUGUUUACUCCAUGUGUAACUCUGUGUUGUCUGUUCACACUGCUAUGCUUUAUCUUGGCCAGGUCGCAGUUGCAAAUGAGAACUUGUUCUCAACUAGCCUACCUGGUUAAAUAAAGGUAAAAUAAAAAUAAAAUCAGGUCCUCAGUAGUGUCCUCGUCCAAGAUGAUCUGGUGAAUGAAGCCGUGUGUAUCAUACUGACGAUAGUACUGUAAAUGUUGAUAAUUUCAGUCACGUGUAUACAACCACGCCGUAAGAAUGGCCUUUUCAUAUUGUACAUGAUGCAGGAUAACAUUUUGCCUACAAUUUAAUUGUUUCCUAUAAUUCUUGCCAAUUUCAUUAACUAGAUUUUUUUUUUUGGUAGAUGUUUAUUUUACCUGUGUUUUGGCAGUACUUUAGCAGGGAGUUCUAGAUGAAUGCUUUUUCUAAAGCUCUGUGCCUUUCUGAAGAUGUUUCUUCACCCUUUCCUACAACACACACACACACACACACACACACACAGGAAGCUUGACUGGUUUGUUUAUGGCAUCCUGUAUGUUCCCUUAUGUGUGUGUCCUUCAUUCUAGAUUUCCUGUUUCCAGUUGGUCUUUCCUUCUCCACUCAAGCCGUGUAUUACUUAUACUAUUAAUGAUUACCGAGAGAUGUGUGUUUUGUUUUACCUACCUAAGAGGAUUUAUAUUACGUUGGAAGUCGUGCCUCUUCUGAAAAUGUUAAGUUGUUAACGUUAAACUGUUUAUGAAGAAACUAGGAUAUGAUGCGUAUCAACUUAUUUUUAUUUCUUUUAGAUUUGACCUUGCAUGGUUUUUGCCUGUCAUACAGAGUUCAGUUUGUGGACAGAGACAUACCUGCUUUUAGUGUGAAUGUAACGGAUGUGAAACGGCUAGCUUAGCGGUGUGCGCUAAAUAGCGUUUCAAUCGGUUACGUCACUUGCUCUGAGACCUGCAAGAGCCGCGGCUUUUGUGGAGCGAUGGGUAACGAUGCUUCGAGGGUGACUGUUGUCGAUGUGUGCAGAGGGUCCCUGGUUCGCGCCCGGGUAUGGGCGAGGGGACGGACGUAAAGUUAUUCUGUUACAUGAACGUGUUACAGACGACUGAAUACCCAUGUUUGUACCAAAGACUUUCAGCACAGCCCUUUCACUACUUUAUAUAUGCCGUAUAGUUCAAUGCCGAAGUUCAUACAGUUAACCUGUAUCCUGAUGAAACUUUUUUUUUUCGAUAUGCAAAUUUACAAAUAUCAAAAGAUGUGUUCAUAUUUGUUACUUUAAAUGUUACGUGUUCAUGUCAAAUAAAAACAUUUUCUUUAAAUUCAA
Messenger RNA from Oncorhynchus keta (chum salmon), 3987 nucleotides. Its product is annotated as alkyldihydroxyacetonephosphate synthase, peroxisomal-like. Lineage: Eukaryota; Metazoa; Chordata; Actinopteri; Salmoniformes; Salmonidae. The record is from RefSeq and is a predicted model, not a curated record. Gene Ontology annotation, molecular function: alkylglycerone-phosphate synthase activity; FAD binding. Gene Ontology annotation, biological process: lipid biosynthetic process.